AUGGGAAAUAGUUCAAUAAAAUCAUCAAAUAAAACAAAUAAGAAAAAAAACUUUUUCUGUUGUUGUACUUCAUCAUAUUCAUUAUCUUCAUUUUCAAAUGAUGAAAAAUAUUAUCCAACAUUUGAUCGAAUUUUAUCGACUAAUGAACAGUAUUCAACAUCGAUGAAUAAAUCUGAUAAAAAACAUAUAUAUUAUUGUCAAUCUAUUGAAGAUCUGCAGAAAUCUCUUCAUGGUACAACUAAUAUUAAUCAAUGGAUUGAUUCAUUACCUAUUCUUGGUACACCAUCAUUAUAUCAUAUUAAAACAAAACAAAUUGAAUGUCAAUUAAUAAAUGAUGAUAAUGAACAAUUCGAACAGAUUUUAAUAACAAAUAAAUCAAAUCGUGAAUUUUUAAAUUUAACAAAAAAAUUUCAUUUAAAUUUUUAUUUAAAAGAUUAUUUGAAUCGUUUAAAAACUUCACAAAUAAAACAAACAUUUAAAAAUCAUUUUUCAUCAUCAAAAAUUAUUUAUCCUUGUAACGAUACCAGUCAAAUUUUAGUUGAUGAUUUAAAUUUACUUUUAAUAUCACCACCAGAAUCAAUUUUACCUACUAUAUUAAUAAAUUCAAAUAGUUCAUAUAAAAUUCAUGAACAAAUACGUUCAAAAUGUUAUUUUAUACCUUUAACUAAAUGCAAAAUUGAACCAAAUGAUGAUGAAUAUAAACAAAAAUCUAUUGAAUUAGAUCGAACUCAUUGUGUUAUUACAUUAGAUAAUAAUAAAACAAUAAAAAUGACUGAAACAUCUACGCAUAUUGAAUCGUUAUUUAUAUUUGUAUCAAAUGAUUUGUUUCAAACAGGUUUUAUUCAGAUUAAUCAAGAAAAAAUUACUAAAGAAUUUUUACCAUUUAUUUCUUAUUGUCCAGAAGAAAAUGUUUCUUAUUUAUCAUCGAAUUUAAUUCAACAAUGGUUUAAUACAUUAUUACUUGUUAAUCAAACAUGUGCUAUUGUUAAACGAUUUUUAAUCGGAAAUGGAAAUCAUAUGACUUGUCUACUAAAAGAACAAAUGAAACAUUCAUCAAAUAAAGAAAAUACAUCAUCUUCAUCUCGAACUAAUUUAACAUUUGCUUCAUUACGUCUUCCAUCAUGUACACAACAGACGGAUCCUCAAGAAGAAACAAUUAUUGAUGCAUUUUCUCCAGUAUUUUUAUCUGAUAAUAAAAAAAUAUCCAAGAAUACUAUUCAUAUUGAUUAUGAACAAUAUUCAUUUGGAUUUGUUCUGUGUCGUUGGCCAAAAAUUUUAAUUGAUAAUUAUUAUACAAAUCCUAAUCGUUAUUCAAAACGUCAAUGGCCAUCAAAAUCUCAUAUGAAUAUAUUAAUAAAUAAAUCAUUAUUACUCAUACCAAAUGAACAUACACAUAAAUGGGAAAUUAAUUUUGAUUUAAUUGAAGAAAAUUUAUUUGAAUUAAUGAAUGAAUCAACAUUAUUUUUUUAUAUUCUUUGUCAACAGCUAUUCUCGUCAACAUAUUCUACACGUAUAAUAAUAAAACAUUGUUUUUUAAAUUAUUUAGAAAAAUAUGGUUUACCAUUUUCAAAUAAUCAAAAUAAUAUUUUAAGUUUAAUAACAAAAUUUCUCAAUGAUUUAUCUCAACAAAUCAAUAAAAAAUUUAUUUCGAAUUAUUUUAAUCAUGAAAUAAAUCUUUUAAAUUCAAAUGAAAAUUAUAAUCAAUGGUUUAAUUAUAUAAAUAAAUGUUUUCAUGAUCAUAUCUAUUUAACAGCAUCACCAUCAUUAUUAAUACCUACAUCAAAUCGUUCAAUAAUUAUUGAAUUUUUAUUUGAUUUCUAUCGAACAUUUCAUUUAAAACGUUCCGAAUUUUAUUUAAACGAUAAAAUACUUUUAGAUUUACAUAAACAAUUAUGUGAAAAUUUAUCAAAUGAUUUCUUAAAUAAUAAACAAAUUCUUGAUAAUAUACAAAUGAAUUUAACAUAUGAAUUUGAAACAAAUGCUGAAUUAAUACAUACUUGUUUAAAUCAAAUACGUAAAGCACAAACAUCAUUAAUAUUUCAUUAUACAUGGACAAUUUUUAUACAAUAUAUACAUACUUAUUAUAAUGUUUUAUGGAAUAUUGAUUGA
This is a messenger RNA of Adineta steineri, 2109 nucleotides long. The record is from the annotation of a GenBank genome assembly. NCBI's taxonomy places the organism in Eukaryota, Metazoa, Rotifera, Eurotatoria, Adinetida, Adinetidae.